Molecule: messenger RNA, 2273 nt
Organism: Rhododendron vialii
Lineage: Eukaryota; Viridiplantae; Streptophyta; Magnoliopsida; Ericales; Ericaceae
Product: probable L-type lectin-domain containing receptor kinase S.5
Exons: 3
Coding region: 59-2161 (700 amino acids)
Biological process (GO): protein phosphorylation
Cellular component (GO): plasma membrane
Molecular function (GO): protein kinase activity; ATP binding; carbohydrate binding
Source: RefSeq, a predicted model, not a curated record
UCAUAUCUCCAUUUCCAUCUCCCCAUAGCCAAAACCUGAUCAACACACCUGAAAUAUAAUGGGACUGGCGGCGAACCCAAUCCCAGCAGUCGUGCUCCUCCUCUCUUUACUCGCGGCGGCACCUCCGGUCUCCGCCAAACUCAAAACCUUCGACAUCCAGUUCAAAAACUUCUUCAACAACAACUCCGACACCAAGAAAUUGCACUUGGCCAGCGCUCUUUCUGCGAUAGGCGCCAACGGCGCCCUCCAGCUCACGCCGGAAACCCCGAACGUAGACUUUGCAUCAGUCACCAACCAAUCCGGCCGGAUUUUAUACAAAAUUCCUUUCAAAUUAUGGGAAGGCCGAAGCGACGCUUACUCCGACCGGGUGGCGUCGUUCAACACCUCGUUCCUCGUGAACAUGUACCGGUUGAACGAUUUUCCCACCCCUGGCGAAGGCAUGGCGUUCGUGGUGGCGCCGGACCUCAAGAACCCGCCGAACAGCUCCGGCGAGUACUUGGGUCUGACUAAUGCCGCCACCGACGGCAACGCUUCGAACCAUCUUAUCGCCGUUGAGCUCGACACAUUUAUACAAGAUUUCGACCCGAAUUCGCACCACGUCGGACUUAAUUUAAACUCCGUCAGGCAUAGCGGGACCGCCUCGUUGACGACUCUGCUCGAUUAUGAACUGGUUGCGCCCCUUGGAACGGGGUAUUACCUCAACGUCUGGAUCGAGUACGACGGAAUCAAAAAGUUCAUCGCGGUUUACAUGGCUAAACAAGAAAACCGAACGGGUGCGACACCUCCCAAACCAAAUACCGCGAUUCUUACAUCACCUCUGGACCUCAGAAGGUUCGUGAAUCAGAACUCGUAUUUUGGGUUUUCGGCCUCGACAGGAGUCAACGCAGCCCAACUCAACUGCAUUUUACGGUGGAACUUGACAGUGGAGUACUACUACGACGUAAAUUGGAUGAAGAUUGGCCUCAUCGUCGGGAUAACCGCGGUGCUUUUACCGACAUCGGCGGUUUUGGUAUACUACUUCCGAAAGAGGUGGUUAUUGCGACAGUCGGAUAGGAAAAUGUCAGGAAAGGUGAAGAGCAUGCCCGGGAUGCCGAGGGAGUAUCAGUACAGAGAUUUGCAGAAGGCUACGAACAAUUUUGACAAGGCAAUGAAGUUGGGACAAGGUGGGUAUGGAGUGGUUUACAAGGGAAAAUUGGCGAAUCAGAAGGAUUUGGAGGCUGCAGUGGAUCAGGAUUUGGUGGUUGCAGUGAAGAUGUUUUCUAGAGAGAGUUUGAAGGGUCAGGAUGAUUUCUUUCAAGAGCUUACAAUCAUCAAUCAACUCAGGCACAAAAACCUUGUUCCAUUACUGGGAUGGUGUCAUAAUCACGGGAAGCUGUUGCUGGUUUACGAUUACAUGGCCAACGGCAGCCUUGACAAACACCUCUUCGGCGAUGCCAACAACACGCCAUUCAACUGGAAUCUCCGCCGCAAGAUCAUCUCCGGGGUAGCCUCCGCUCUCUACUACCUCAACAACCACUACAAUAAGAGGGUCGUCCACCGCGACGUCAAGGCUAGUAACAUCAUGCUUGACGCCGAGUUCAACGGCAAGCUCGGAGACUUUGGCCUUGCAAGAACCCUAGACAACGAAAAAACCUCUUACAAAGAAGUCGGGGGCGUUCCAGGAACAAUGGGGUACAUGGCCCCCGAAUACGUGUUCACGGGCAAGGCCACCGAGCAAUCUGAUGUAUAUGCUUUUGGAGCAGUUCUGUUGGAAGUUGUUUGUGGUCGUAGGCCCGGGACCCAAAUUGACACGUACCCGUUGUUAGUAGAUUGGGUCUGGGCCUUGCAUCACGAAGGCCAGUUACUUGAGGCGGUAGACGGUAGGCUCGGGGAGGACUAUGUUGCGGAGGAGGCCCAAAGAUUUUUGCUUCUGGGUCUGGCCUGUUCUCAUCCGGUAGCAAGUGAAAGGCCCGAAACUCAGGAAAUUGUUCAGAUGCUAUCGGGCUCGAUGCCUGUGCCCCGCGUGCCGUCAUUCAAGCCGCCUUACGCUUUGGCGCCCGUGCCAAUGUUGGAGGAAGACAUCAUUCCGGCCACCACCACCGACUCUACAUUCAUUACGGCAGAGGAUUGUGGAUCAGGUUCGGCACCAGUGGCCAUUAACCCAGAAAUCCAACACCCAUAAAGUGACAAAUAUGAAACCAGAAGCUUUCCAUCCGUUUCGUUAUUUAUUUAUUUAUUUCCUUUUUUGGGUUUAUGCAUUUACUCAAUUUUGUUUAUUGUGAGAAGGGAGAAUA